Molecule: messenger RNA, 3120 nt
Organism: Solanum stenotomum
Lineage: Eukaryota; Viridiplantae; Streptophyta; Magnoliopsida; Solanales; Solanaceae
Product: probable disease resistance protein At4g27220
Exons: 4
Coding region: 1-3120 (1039 amino acids)
Molecular function (GO): ADP binding
Source: RefSeq, a predicted model, not a curated record
AUGAGUUGUGGAGAAUUGAGAAACUUGAUGUCUCCAUCAGUGGCCAGUGGUGCUCGGAAUCUCCGAAUAAUAGAGAUAGGACGUUGUCCAUCAAUGGAAGAAGUGAUCACGGAAGAGAAACAACAAGGACAAGAAACCAAGCCCUUAUUUCCUCUCUUGGAAAAGCUGAAGCUUUAUAGUCUGCCUAAGCUAAGGCAUUUCUUUCUGACAAGGUGUGCUCUUGAAUUUCCAUGUCUCAUAGAAGUGAGGAUUGAUGAAUGCCCUAAAAUGAACACGUUUAUUCAACAGGGAAUAUCUGUGAGUACACCGAGUCUCAAAAGUGUGAACUUUGAUUAUAAGGAGGUGAAAGUAGAUGAUCUGAAUAAAUUGACACAACAAAGGUUCACUUCUAAGGAACAAGAAGCUAGUCAAGACACUACCGAUGGUGAGGAGUUGAACUCCAGAGAAUUGAAAGAGGGUGAGGUCAUGGCAGCUUUGAAGGAUGACGGGGUCACUAUGACUGGGAUAUGUAGUCUGGGUGGUGUUGGUAAGACAACACUUGCUGACAGAAUCAGACAAAAGGUGAUACAAGAAAGGUUGUUCGAAGAUGUCGUCAUGGUAACUGUCAGUGAACAACCAGACUUACAAAAGAUUCAGGAUGAGAUCGCAGAAGGACUAGAUUUGAAAUUGCAAGGGAAUGAUCAGGGGAUUCGUGGAGAUCAGCUGCGCACAAGGUUAAUGGAUCAGAACAGCCGCAAUCUUAUAAUCUUGGAUGAUGUUUGGGAGUCUCUUCAUGAUCUAGACAAACUUGGAAUUCCCAGUGGUAGCAACCACAACUACCUGUGCAAAGUGAUAUUGACGACGCGUCUCCGAGCCGUUUGUGAAGCAAUGGGAGCUCAGACGAUCAUGGAAGUUGGAAUAUUAUCUGAAGAGGAAGCAUGGUUCCUUUUCAAGGAGAAAGCUGGUGAUUCAGUAGACGAUCCUUCUAUUCAUGGCACAGCAAUAGAUGUUGCCAAAGAAUGCAAGGGGCUGCCGCUUGCAAUUGUAACAAUUGCAGGAGCAUUAAAUCGUAAAACCAAGCCUUCGUGGGAGGAUGCCCUUAAACAAUUACGUGGUGCAGAAACAAGAAAUACCCCUGGAGUGCCCACAAGUUUGUAUAGACCUCUGAGGCUAACCUAUGAACGCUUGGAAAGUAAUGAAGCCAAGUACCUCUUUUUGCUUUGUUCCUUGUUUGAGGAAGAAAAUGAUAUUUGUCCUGAAGAAUUAUUUAGAUAUGGAAUGGGGCUUCGCAUCUUUCCGGAAAUAAAAGAUUUACAAGAUGCAAGAAAUAGGGUGCGUUAUCUGUUAGAAACAUUGGAAUAUUAUUUCUUGUUAUCCCAAGGUUCCAACAGAAACUAUGUCAAAAUGCGUGAUGUGGCUAAAUAUAUUGCGUCUGAGGGAAAGCAUAUAUUUAUGGUAAGUCACGAUGUGUACUCAGAAGAGUUCCCAAGAAGAAACUCUUACGAGAAAUACAAUCACAUGUCAAUUGUCGCAAAUAAAUUUGAUGAGCUUCCUAGCCCAAUAUUUUGCCCCAAACUGAAGCUUCUAAUGUUGAAACUCUGUUUUGAAAAGCCAUUCAAAUUACAGGACAAUUUUUUUGAUGGCAUGAGUAACCUCAAUGUCUUAAGCCUGAGUGGAUAUGAUAAGAACUCCAUUUGUCCUUUUCCAGCAUCCAUUAAGAGAUUAUCAAGUCUGAAGACGUUGUGUCUGAUUAAUCUAAGGUUGGAUGACAUAUCCAUUAUUGGGAAACUUGUCUCUUUAGAAGUUCUCAGCAUCAGAGAUUCUCUAUUAGAGGAGCUGCCAGUGGAGAUAGGAAAAUUGACCAAGCUGAUUAUGUUAGAGUUUUGGAAUGAGAAACCAGCACUUAAAAGGAUUUCAGCAGGGGUCUUAUCAAGUCUAGUUCAAUUGGAGGAACUACAUAUCGUGGGAGUAGAACAUUGUACUUACUCCACCUUGAGGAAACUGGAAUGCUUUAGGAAAUUGACUGCACUGACAUUAAGUUACUGUUCCAGAGAUGUGAUCUACAAUAACUUGGGCCUUCCCUCCAAGUUGACACGGUACACUCUUAAAGUAGGUGGAGCAACUUCAAGAAUGGAUGAUUACGACAAGAAUAUUGCUUUAGAGGUCACGGAGACCACCCCAUUGGGUGAUUGGAUCUGCCACCUGUUGGAGGAGAGCGAAGUUGUACAUUCAAGAGGAAAGGGCUCUAAUAAUGUGUUGACUGAGUUGCAGCUGAAUAGAUUUCAGAACGUGAAAUGUCUCCGCCUCUCUGAUUGUGAUAUAGUGACACAUUUAUUGAAGAGGACACAUGAAGCAAUUAUCAAGUUCCCCAAUUUAUAUGAGUUGCACCUUGGAUCUCUGCAUUGUCUGACUCACAUUUGCAGUGACAAUGUUGAGGGCAUUGAGUUCCCUCAAUUACGGGAAAUGGUAUUCAAUGAGUUACCUGAGUUCCAAAAUUUCUUGCCUACAACCAACAACUCCACCGACUCAAAUCCUCUUUUUGAUGAAAAGGUUUCUUGCCCCAACUUGGAAAAGCUAAUCAUCAGCAACCUUGAAAGCAUAAGUGUUCUGUGCUCUCACCACUUUGCAGCUCCAGCAAACUUCAGUGAACUUCAAACAUUGGAUGUAUGGAAUUGUGGAAAAUUGAGAAAUUUGAUGUCUCCAUCAGUUGCCAGAGGUGCUCGGAAUCUCCGAAUACUAGAGAUAGGACGUUGUCUAUUAAUGGAAGAAGUGAUCACAGAAGAGAAACAACAAGGAAAAGAAAUCAAGCCCUUAUUUCCCCUUUUGGAAAAGCUGAAGCUUUAUAGUCUGCCUAAGCUGGGGCAUUUCUUUCUGACGAAACGUGCUCUUGAAUUUUCAUUUCUCAGAGAAGUGAGUAUUACUCAAUGCCCUGAAAUGAAGAUGUUUGUCCAACAGGGAAUAUGUGUGAGUACACCGAGUCUCAAAAGUGUGAACUUUGAUUAUAAGGAGGUGAAAGUAGAUGAUCUGAAUAAAUCGAUCCAGCAGAGGUUCAAUUACAAGGAACAAAAUGCUAAUGAUGGCAACGAAACUGAAUCAAGUCGUGGCAGAAGUUUGGAAGGUAGUAAGUACUCAAUGAAAUAA